UGCCCCAACAUUGGUGUCAGGGGGAGGAAUAGUGCCCCAACAUUGGUGUCAGUGGGGGGAAUAGUGCCCCACAUUGGUGUCAGUGGGAGGAAUAGUGCCCCAUCAUUGGUGUCAGUGGGAGGAAUAGUGCCCCAUCAUUGGUGUCAGUGGGAGGAAUAG
This is a messenger RNA of Staurois parvus, 159 nucleotides long. Lineage: Eukaryota; Metazoa; Chordata; Amphibia; Anura; Ranidae. The record is from the annotation of a GenBank genome assembly.